Messenger RNA from Cicer arietinum (chickpea), 1271 nucleotides. RefSeq names its product myb-related protein 306-like. The record is from RefSeq and is a predicted model, not a curated record. Gene Ontology annotation, biological process: response to auxin. NCBI's taxonomy places the organism in Eukaryota, Viridiplantae, Streptophyta, Magnoliopsida, Fabales, Fabaceae.
CUUGCUUUAACACAUUCCUAACAAGUAAAAGGAAAAGAAAAAAAAGGCAAUAUUUGAGUAGAAACAUAUAAAAAGUUUAUAUAUAUUUUUUUAAAUUAGAGAAAAAGGGGUGUAUAAGGAAAAAUGGUAAGACCACCUUGUUGUGAUAAAGAAGGUGUGAAAAAAGGACCAUGGACUCCUGAAGAAGAUAUCAUUUUGGUGUCUUAUAUUCAAGAACAUGGUCCUGGAAAUUGGAAGGCUGUUCCUACCAAUACAGGUUUGUUAAGGUGUAGUAAGAGUUGUAGACUUAGAUGGACAAAUUAUUUGAGGCCAGGAAUCAAAAGGGGUAACUUCACUGACCAAGAAGAGAAAAUGAUUAUUCAUCUUCAAGCUCUUUUAGGAAAUAGAUGGGCUGCAAUAGCUGCAUAUCUUCCUCAAAGAACAGAUAAUGACAUAAAAAAUUAUUGGAACACUUAUUUGAAGAAAAAGCUCAAGAAAUUGGAAACAAGCAAUUGUUCUGAAUCAAGUUUAGGAAAUGAAUUUUCAGUUUCUCAACCAAUUGCUAGAGGUCAAUGGGAAAGAAGGCUUCAAACCAACAUUGACAUGGCAAAAAAAGCACUUAGUGAAGCUCUUUCACAAGACAAAAGCACUUUUAAUGAAGGAAGGGCAAAAGGGUCAAUUCAUGUUGAAUCAAAACCAACAGCAACACAAACACAAUCUUUUUGUUAUGCUUCAAGUGCUGACAACAUAGCUCGUUUGUUAAAAGGUUGGAUGAAAAAUAAACCAAAAGGGUCACAUAGUAAUAAUAAUUCAUAUGUGACACAAAAUUCAUUUGCUUGUGACAAUGCUUCUAGUGAAGGAAGGGCAAAAGGGUCAAUUAGUUUUGAAAUCGAUGAGACUUUUGAAUCUUUGUUUGGUUAUGAGUCUUUGGAAUCUUCAAAUUCUGAUCAAUUUUCACAAUCUGUUUCCCCUGAAGUUACAAUUUUCCAAGAUGAGAGUAAGCCAGAGAUUGGUGAUAAUGAAAUUAUGCAUUUCUCUAUGCUUGAGAAAUGGCUUCUAGAUGAUAGUGCUUGUCAAGAGAAAAAUAGCCUUAGUGAAAUUAAUUACAUAUUUUGAAAAUUGUUGCCACUUUAUUUUAGAAUUUUAAAUUUUGUAAGAUUCUAGGACUUACCCUAGUUGAAUAUCUCACUUUGGCCUUUAAACCCUUUGGUGGUAGAAAUGUAAAUUCCAAUCCAAUAUUAUUGACAUUAUAAUAUGAUGAUGAUCAUAUUCUAAUUAAUUCUUAGAUGUCU